Bacillus rossius redtenbacheri is the source of this 1672-nucleotide messenger RNA. RefSeq names its product chitinase-like protein EN03. Gene Ontology annotation, biological process: chitin catabolic process; carbohydrate metabolic process. The transcript is spliced from 6 exons. Gene Ontology annotation, molecular function: chitinase activity; chitin binding. Lineage: Eukaryota; Metazoa; Arthropoda; Insecta; Phasmatodea; Bacillidae. The record is from RefSeq and is a predicted model, not a curated record. The coding region runs from base 68 to 1366 and encodes 432 amino acids. Gene Ontology annotation, cellular component: extracellular region.
CUGCCUCCGCGAGUCCGCCAGGAGAGAGUCGGCAGUUCGCGCCUUGACCCCGCGGCGACCAGACGCCAUGACGUGCUACCUGCUGGUGCUGCUGGCCGCGCUGCUGCCCGCCGCCGCGCCCGCCAGGGUCCUGUGCUACUACGACAGCCGCUCGCACUACAGAGCAGGCGCGGCCAAGUUCCAAGUGCAGGACAUCGAGCCGAGCCUGACCUACUGCACGCACCUUGUGUACGGCUAUGCCGUACUGGAUGCCACCAGCUACAAGCUUACACCACAGGACGAACAGCUGGAAACAGUGCCAACCACGGGCAACUUCCUCGCCAUCACCGGCCUCAAGAAGCGAUUCCCUGGUCUGCACGUGAUGCUAUCUGUCGGCUGUCACAGUGACCUACAUGACCAUGAGAAGUACCUCACGCUGCUCGAGUCUGAAGACAAUCGCAAGGCUUUUGUCGGCUCUGCGCGCACAUUGCUGCGUCAGUACGGAUUUGAUGGUCUGGAUCUGUGCUGGCAGUUCCCUCCUAAGCCAGUGAAGAAGGAUCGAGGGGCAUUAGGAUCUAUUUGGCACGGACUUAAGAAGACACUUGGCUACGCACACAGCCAUAAGGAUGAGAAAGAAGAAGAACAUCGAGACGGGUUUUCUUCGCUGGUGGAAGAACUGAAGAAGGUGCUGAAGCCUGAUGGCUUACUGCUCACCGCCACUGCAUUGACAAACACCAACGCGCAGGCCUACUUGGACACGGCCAAGAUCAGCCAGCACCUGGACGCCAUAGUCGUGAUGGCGUUCGACUACAAGAGCCCGGAGGCGGGGCGCAGCGAGAAGGAGGCCGACUACCCGGCGCCGCUGUACCCGGCGGGCGGGCGGCCGCUCAACGACACCGUGGACGGCAGCGUGCGGGCGUGGCUCGAGAAGGGCGUGCCAAGUAGCAAGCUGAUCUUGGGGAUGCCGACGUACGGCCGCACGUGGAAGCUGACGAGCGAGAGCCAGAUCUCCGGCGUGCCGCCCCUCACCGCCGACGGGCCGGGACCCGAGGGGCCGCAGACCAAGAUGGCGGGGCUGCUGGCGUACCCCGAGAUCUGCCCCUUGGUGGGGGGCAGUCCGCGCGACAAGACCCACCUGCGCCUGGUCACCGACCCGUCCCGCCGGCUCGGCACCUACGCCUUCCGCCUGCCGGACGCAGGCUCCGACGAGGGCGGCCUGUGGGUGGGCUACGAGGACCCCGACACAGCCGGCCUCAAGGCCACCUACGCCAAGCAGAAGGGCCUGGGCGGCAUCGCCGUCUUCGACCUGACCCUCGACGACUUCAGGGGCGUGUGCAGCGGCGACAAGUUCCCCAUUCUCAAGUCCGCCAAGAGUAAGCUGGCAUAGUCGCGUGGCGGCGUGACGUUCAAAUAAGAAAAAAAAAAGUCUUCAACAAAUCUAUACAUAUAUUAAUUCAAUAUUAAUAUUGCAGUUUUUGUACUUUUUAUUAUUUGUUAUAUGAAUGGACUUAACAUACUCACCCGUUUGUUAAAUUAUAGUUGCUAGCCCAGCCAACUGCUAAUGGAAUGUGCUACAAGAUUUCUGAAUUAUACUUAUUCGUGCUUGUAAAGUGAAUUGACAAAUCAUUAUUGUUUGAUUAUUAAUAUAAAAUAAUUGUAGUUUUCUAGACGUAAUAAAUAUAGUUCUUACAAA